Molecule: messenger RNA, 4995 nt
Organism: Tachyglossus aculeatus (Australian echidna)
Lineage: Eukaryota; Metazoa; Chordata; Mammalia; Monotremata; Tachyglossidae
Gene: ASAP2
Product: ArfGAP with SH3 domain, ankyrin repeat and PH domain 2
Exons: 29
Coding region: 70-3129 (1019 amino acids)
Biological process (GO): positive regulation of GTPase activity
Cellular component (GO): cytoplasm
Molecular function (GO): GTPase activator activity; protein binding
Source: RefSeq, a predicted model, not a curated record
GCCGGACCCCCCGGCCGGACCCCCGCAGCCUCCCCCCCCGCCCCGCCCCGCCGCCGGGGGUCGGAGGCGAUGCCGGACCAGAUCUCCGUGUCGGAAUUCGUGGCCGAGACCCAUGAGGACUACAAGGCUCCCACCGCCUCCAGCUUCGCCACCCGCACCGCCCAGUGCAGGAACACGGUGGCGGCCAUCGAGGAGGCUCUGGAUGUGGAUCGGACUGUUCUUUACAAAAUGAAGAAAUCCGUGAAAGCAAUAAACAUAUCUGGUUUGGCUCAUGUGGAAAAUGAAGAGCAGUACACUCAAGCCCUGGAGAAGUUUGGUGGCAACUGUGUGUGCAGGGACGAUCCCGACUUGGGCAGCGCAUUCCUGAAAUUUUCUGUGUUCACAAAGGAGUUAACGGCACUUUUCAAAAAUCUGAUUCAGAACAUGAACAACAUAAUCACUUUUCCUUUGGACAGUCUGCUGAAGGGAGACCUGAAAGGUGUAAAAGGGGAUCUGAAAAAGCCCUUUGACAAAGCGUGGAAGGACUAUGAGACAAAAGUAACAAAAAUAGAAAAGGAGAAAAAAGAACACGCCAAGCUCCAUGGGAUGAUUCGGACUGAAAUAAGUGGGGCUGAGAUUGCUGAAGAAAUGGAGAAGGAAAGAAGAUUCUUCCAGCUUCAGAUGUGUGAGUAUCUGUUGAAGGUCAAUGAAAUCAAGAUAAAAAAGGGAGUUGAUCUACUUCAGAAUCUGAUCAAGUAUUUCCAUGCACAAUGCAACUUCUUCCAGGAUGGACUGAAAGCUGUUGAAAGCCUCAAGCCUUCCAUUGAAACCCUUUCAGCCGAUCUUCACACAAUCAAGCAGACCCAGGAUGAAGAAAGAAAGCAGCUUACGCAACUCAGAGAUAUUUUAAAAUCUGCUCUCCAAGUUGAGCAGAAAGAGUCUAGGAGAGAUUCCCAAAUUCGUCAGAGUACAGCAUACAGUUUACACCAGCCUCAGGGAAAUAAAGAGCAUGGCACUGAAAGGAAUGGCAAUCUCUACAAAAAAAGUGACGGAAUCCGAAAAGUAUGGCAGAAAAGAAAGUGUUCCGUUAAAAACGGGUUUCUGACGAUAUCGCAUGGUACAGCUAACCGGCCUCCUGCGAAGCUCAAUCUGUUAACCUGCCAAGUGAAAACAAACCCUGAAGAGAAAAAGUGUUUUGACCUUAUAUCACAUGACAGAACAUAUCACUUUCAAGCAGAAGAUGAACAAGAAUGUCAAAUAUGGAUGUCUGUGCUCCAGAACAGCAAAGAAGAAGCCUUAAAUAAUGCAUUUAAAGGUGAUGACAACACUGGAGAAAAUAACAUUGUCCAGGAACUGACCAAGGAGAUUAUAUCUGAGGUCCAGAGGAUGACAGGGAAUGAUGUGUGUUGUGACUGUGGAGCACCAGAUCCUACCUGGCUAUCCACCAAUCUGGGCAUUCUCACAUGCAUUGAGUGUUCUGGAAUCCAUCGAGAGCUGGGAGUUCAUUAUUCUAGAAUGCAGUCCCUCACAUUAGAUGUAUUGGGAACGUCGGAGCUUCUGCUUGCUAAGAAUAUUGGAAAUGCUGGCUUUAAUGAGAUUAUGGAAUUUGGCCUGCCAGCUGAAGACUCCGUCAAACCUAGUCCGAACAGUGACAUGAAUGCAAGAAAAGACUACAUAACUGCCAAGUAUAUUGAGAGGAAAUAUGCAAAGAAAAAGUAUGCAGACAAUGCAUCCAAACUACAUAAUCUUUCUGAAGCCGUCAAAGCAAGAGAUAUUUUUGGACUGCUCCAAGUCUAUGCUGAUGGUGUGGAUCUUACAGAAAAAAUCCCGCUAGCCAAUGGACAUGAACAAGAUGAAACAGCUCUUCACCUUGCAGUCCGAUCAGUGGACCGAACGUCACUGCACAUAGUUGACUUUUUGGUUCAGAAUAGUGGGAACCUGGACAAACAGACAAGUAAAGGCAGUACAGCCCUGCACUAUUGCUGCCUGACUGACAACGCUGAGUGCCUCAAGCUUCUGCUCCGGGGAAAGGCCUCCAUUGAAAUAGCCAAUGAAUCGGGAGAGACUUCGCUUGACAUCGCUAAGCGCUUAAAACAUGAACACUGCGAAGAACUGCUUACUCAAGCCUUAUCUGGAAGGUUUAAUUCUCAUGUUCAUGUCGAGUAUGAAUGGCGACUGCUCCCUGAGGAUCUAGAUGAGAGUGAUGACGACGUAGAUGAGAAAUUACAGCAGCCUAGUCCUAAUCGGAGAGAGGACAGGCCCGUCAGUUUCUAUCAGCUAGGAUCCAGUCAGCUUCAGCCUAACGCAGCAUCUUUGGCAAGAGAUGCCGCCAACAUCGCUAAAGAUAAGCAGAGGGGAUUUAUGCCCAGCAUCUUGCAAAAUGAAACCUAUGGAGCGAUCCUCAGUGGCAGCCCUCCCACUCAGCCUGCAGUCCCUGUCACCACCAGUGCACCCCCUCUGCCUCCCAGGAAUAUUGGCAAAGCUCAGCCCUCCCUCCUGAGCAGUGGUGUUCAGACAGCCUCUUCAGCUCACAGCUUGUGGAAGACAAACUCUCUGGGCGUGGACAGUGGCAGCAGGCAGCGAUCGGCGUCCGAUCCGCCCGCGCUCCAUCCCCCGCUGCCCCCUCUGCGCGUCACGUCUACGAAUACUCUGACGCCAGGGCCACCACCUCCUGUAGCCAAAACAGCCAGUGUGAUGGAAGCAUUAAGCCAGCAAUCCAAGCCAGUCCAGCCAGCUGCGCCUCAACCCAAAGCCACCCCACCACCUCUACCCCCACAGCCUCCUAGUCGAAUCGCACAGAAAAAACCUACUCCUGGGGUUGAAAAGUCAUCCCCUUUGAUUAACAAGGGCCAACCCAGGGGAACCGGAGAAGUCUCCUCUGGGCCAGAAACUUCAUCAAACACACCUGCCCCCAUGCAGCCUCCAGCCCCGAUGCCGAGGAAGUCGCAGAUAUCAAAAAUUAAACCCAAAAGGGUAAAAGCCCUGUACAACUGUGUAGCGGAUAACCCAGAUGAGUUAACGUUCUCAGAAGGGGAUAUUAUCAUCGUGGAUGGGGAGGAGGACCACGAGUGGUGGAUUGGCCAUAUUGAUGGGGAUCCUAGCCACAAAGGAGCUUUUCCUGUAUCAUUUGUGCACUUUAUUGCUGACUAAACUGCUACUGAACAAGAAUACAGAAAUUUCUCAUUUCCACCUAUUUGUAGAUGUCAAUAUUUCACCACCGGUACCAAAAUUUCUGCCAGAAAAUUAUUUUUUGAGUUGUAUUGUACUGUAGUGGACUUAUUAUCACUGUUCUGUUUUCCCAAUGUGGAGAGAACUAUUUUUACAUGAAUAAGUAGGGUUUUUUUUUUAACUUGUCUUCCUCAUGAAACAAUGAUUUACUUGUUUUUAAGGUGAACCGAAGAAUAUUUUAGAAACGUAUUUAAGAUGGCUAACCGGAAAGUUAAAUCUGUUGAAUUUAACAGGUACACACUUAAAUGAUUAAAAAUAAAAUUCCUCUGUUACUGACUUCAAAAGAUUGAGUUCAGAGUUGUUUUUCUCCUGCAAGCCUUAGUACAUGUGAUGUUAAUUAUUUUAGGGAAAUCAAUGAUAACAUUAUCAAUUGCCGGAGAACCUAAAACCAUAAACCAAAGUCUUUUCUGAUGAAAUGCCUUGAGUCCACCUUAUUGAAGUAUAUUCCUUUUUAAUCCAUUUUAGAUGUUUGACAACUUCGACAUCUCUACAUUAGCUGUUGUACCUUCUGAUUUUUUUUAUGGUGGAGAUACUCUCUGUAUCAUGUGCUGCAUGUGUGUGUAACCUGUUCUGAAAAUUCUGUGUACUGCUAUUCUUAACAAUCCUAAUGAACAAGACUACUCUCUAAAACUAAUGGCCAUAUAGUCAGUCAGUUUAAUUCUAGGCUAUAAAAACUGCAUUUCCUGAAUUUGGUUAAAAACUAAGGAUGAUGGAUUUGCAGAAUAGUUCUUCAGCCCAACUCUACAUUUUAGAUGGAUUUUUGCACCUUGAAUUCCUUAAAUUACAAAGAAAUACUUUUAACACAAAUAGACUGUCGUGGUGGACCAUAUAUUGAUCUGUAGUCAGCGGGCAUUUAUCGACAAAAACACUAGUUCAUCUUAACUGCUGUUUUCACAGUAUAGCACUGCUUUUUCCAAACACACUGAAAGUUAGCUUGCUAACUCAGGUGUGUGAUUGUGUAUUUAUAUAAUAUACCAAUAUAAAUGGUAGUUACACUGGGUUUUUUUUAAAUCUCAAAGCGUUCAUUUGAACAUUAAUGUGAGUUCAGAGGUCCCCAUUACAAAAUACUUCCAAACAUGGGUCUAAAGUUUCUGUUAACUCUUUUUUUUUUGGUGUAUUUAACCACUCCUUAAAAUAUGGUACAGGAAAAAUUAGUACUUAAGAAAAUCAUAAUAUUUUGUGUCACCUGAGUUAUAACAUUUAUUUCCAAUCUACCCAUCACAUGAUUGUGGUUCAUGUGAUCACCUAAAAAUAAGAAUUAUAGAGUUUUUUAAAAAAAUGUGCACACUCUGGCCACUUAGGAUGAAGAAGAUAUUAAAUUACACUCUGGCAUAAAAUAUGGCAUUAAUGCUGGAAAAUAACUUUUUUUUUAAUACUUAAAAUGGUACAUUUGAUUGAGGCAGCUUGUCUUCACAAGGUGAGAAGAUUGAGUGCAGCUUUCUCUGUAUUAUUAUCCCCAAAACUCAUGCUAUAGUAUAAAUGGAAAAAAAACUGGCAUUUUUUAGGAUGUUAUGCGUUUUGAGAUCUUGCCUUCCAAGGAUCCCUGUAUUAAUGUGCUUAAUCUGCAAUACUAGAAUUUCUGCUAGCGUUACAACUGUUUACUGAUAAUAUCCAGUUUUUUCUUGCAGAUACCUUAAUUCCCCCAUAGAUACAAAAAAGUAAACUGAUGAAUUUUGCAGUUCUUUCCUUACAUUAAACACAAUCUUCUCGCACUUGUAGAGAAGCAGCAUGACCUAAGUGGAGAGAACAUGGGCUUGGAAGUCAGCGCACUGGGGUUUUAAUCCCAGC